CCAGCGCGGCGGCGGCGGCGGCGGCGGCGGCAACAUGGAGGGCGAGAGCACGUCGGCGGUGCUCUCUGGUUUUGUGCUCGGCGCUCUCGCCUUCCAGCACCUCAACACCGACUCGGACACGGAAGGUUUUCUCCUUGGGGAGGUGAAAGGUGAAGCUAAGAACAGCAUAACUGAUUCCCAAAUGGAUGAUGUUGAAGUUAUUUAUACAAUUGAUGUUCAGAAAUACAUUCCAUGCUAUCAGCUCUUUAGCUUUUACAAUUCUUCUGGUGAAGUCAAUGAGCAAGCGCUGAAGAAAAUAUUAUCAAGUGUCAAAAAGGAUGUAGUUGGUUGGUACAAAUUCCGACGUCAUUCAGAUCAGGUCAUGACAUUUAGAGAGAGGCUCCUUCACAGAAAUUUACAGAAGCAUCUUUCAAGCCAGGAACUUGUUUUUCUGUUAUUAACACCAAGUAUAAUAACAGAAAGCUGCUCUACUCAUCGGCUGGAGCAUGCCUUGUAUAAACCUCAGAAAGGACUUUUUCAUAGAAUACCUUUAGUGGUGGCCAAUCUGGGCAUGUCUGAACAACUGGGUUAUAAAACUGUAUCUGGUUCCUGUAUGUCUGCUGGUUUUAGUCGAGCAGUAAAAACACACAGCUCUGAAUUUUUUAAAGAAGAUGGAUCUUUAAAGGAGGUACAUAAGAUAAAUGAAAUGUAUGCUUCUUUACAAGAAGAAUUAAAGAGUAUAUGCAAAAAAGUGGAACACAGUGAGAGAGCAGUAGAGAAACUGCUAAAGGAUGUAAACAGAUUAAAACAGGAAAUUAAAAAAAGAAAACAAGCACAGAUUCAAGCAGCACGAGAGAAGAAUGUACAAAAAGACCCUCAGGAGAACGUUUUUCUUUGUCAAGCUUUACGGACCAUUUUUCCAGAUUGUGAAUUUCUUCAUUCAUGUGUUGUUUCUUUGAAAAAUAGGCAUAUUUCUAAAAGUACCUGUAAUACCACCCACCAUGUCAGCGUGGAUGGCCUGACCCUACUGGUGGAGUACACUGACAGUCCGGAAGCUAGUCCAGCUGGUAGCACACUGCAGACGAGUAAGCGCAAGGCUUCCGAUGCAGAUGACGGAGGGCGGUUCAAGAAGUCACGGCUGUUAGAGCUACAGAACAUACCAUCUAAGGCAGAUACUGACAGCAGCGACCAGGAAAAGGCAUCCACAAUGAGUAGCCCAGAAACAGAUGAAGAGCUUGAGAAAAGGAAGGGCUCUGGUGAAUAUCCACAGUCUCCGACCUUUUGACUCCGUUAGGCCCAAAGGAGAUGCGUGGUCAGCUGAAGGAUGAAGCCAGGCUCUUCUCUUGUUUUUACUGUGUUCAGCUCUGUGCAGUAACAAACGGGUGCAUCAGUUAAUCCGGAGUUUGAGUACAGAACGAGCCUGGUCAUGCAGUGUAUUUGGGAUCAGCAGUUGGUCAAUUAGGUGAAGAGGCCAGUGAAGCAUGGCUCAAAUGAGAGCAUUUACAUACACUCACUGCUUAUGGUGUCUGUCACAGAGACUCCAUUUUCACAUAGAGCAGAGUGUACAUUCAUUUGUCAGACUUUUGUUGUAGACUAGGGACUUUUCUAAAAAUGUCUUGGAAUCCCUUUGUUCCAUUACUUAACCUUUAUAAGACUGCUUUAGUUUCCUUAAAGAAAUCUGCAAAUUAACCUAAGUACAAAAUGCUACUUAGUUUUUUUCAUCUCCCAUUACCAAUCUCAUUUAAAUAUCCAAACUAUACCUAAUUUGGCAACUAAUUUUUUUUAAGCUAGUUAUCUUUACCAAGUCUUCUCAAAAUAUUUACUUAAUAUUCAUUAUAAUGGUAAUUUUCUUCUUAAUGCUCGUAUUCCUCUAUACAAAAAUACAGCUGACACACAUCUGGGAGUAGCCAACUUGGCAAUGCAGAACGCAACAGGUUAAGAAAGUCACGUCACGGGCUCCCAUGUGACUUUUAAGGAUGUAAAGCUCCCAUUUCAUCCAGUUUGAUGGCUAAUAAGUGGAGGUUGGUUAAGAGA
Messenger RNA from Phacochoerus africanus (Common warthog), 2013 nucleotides. It is a transcript of the gene ABRAXAS1, whose product is annotated as abraxas 1, BRCA1 A complex subunit. The record is from RefSeq and is a predicted model, not a curated record. NCBI's taxonomy places the organism in Eukaryota, Metazoa, Chordata, Mammalia, Artiodactyla, Suidae. Bases 35 to 1264 code for a protein of 409 amino acids. Gene Ontology annotation, cellular component: nucleus. The transcript has 9 exons. Gene Ontology annotation, molecular function: polyubiquitin modification-dependent protein binding; microtubule binding. Gene Ontology annotation, biological process: protein K63-linked deubiquitination; mitotic spindle assembly; attachment of spindle microtubules to kinetochore.